UCCUCCCUGACCGAGUCCUCACGUCAUCGGGGAAAUGGCGAGCGGCUGCUGACCGCCAACAUCAAUCAGUGCCCGAGGCCUCCCUCCCACCCCCGGCAGUCGACCCCCGGGCCGGCACCCCACAACCGCAGCCCGGACACUCCGCCGGCCGUCUCCCUCCCUCCCCCUCCCUCCCCCCGGGUCCCACCACCGCCGCCGGAGAAAAGUUUCCCCAAAAGUUUGGGAAAGUUUGUGCGGCCGGGGGGAGGGGACCGGAGCCGGGUUGUGUGCACCGGGAGCGGGCGAUGCCCUGUCGCCCGGUCCCGGACACCGGCGGAAGUUGCUGAGCCACUCCCGGGAGCUGGGAAUGCCGGAGGGUGGUAGGAGCCCGGUGCCGGUUCACGUGUGAUUGGUUGCUGGGCAAGGUCACCAUGUCAGGGGCCUCGGUGAAGGUAGCCGUUCGUGUCCGUCCCUUCAGCCCCCGGGAGCUGCGUUUGAAUGCCACCUGUAUCAUCCACAUGUCCGGCAACUGCACCAGUAUCACAAAUCCCAAACAGACAAAAGAUGCCCCCAAGACUUUCACCUUCGACCACUCGUACUGGUCACAUGGCUCGCCUGAGGACCCGGGGUUCGUGUCCCAACGGCAUUUGUACCUGGACCUGGGGGAGGAGAUGUUGCUUCACGCUUUUCAGGGCUACAACGUCUGUGUGUUGGCAUAUGGACAGACCGGUGCUGGCAAGUCCUACACUAUGGUGGGGCGGUCGGUCUCCGAGCCAGGCCUCAUCCCACAGCUGUGUGAGGACCUGUUCUCCAGGAUCGAGAGUAGUCGCAGUGAUGAGCUGUCUCACUCAGUGGAGGUCAGUUACAUGGAGAUCUACUGUGAGCGUGUACGUGACCUCCUGAACCCCAGGAGCGGAGGGAACCUGCGAGUGAGGGAGCACCCCCUGCUCGGCCCCUAUGUGGAGGGUCUAUCUCGGCUGGCGGCCACCAGCUCCCACCACAUCGCUGAGCUCAUGGACUGUGGCAACCGUGCCCGGACGGUUGCUGCCACCAACAUGAAUGAAGCUAGCAGCCGCUCUCAUGCAGUCUUCACCAUCAUUUUCACCCAGAAACGACACGACUCCGUGACUGAGCUCUCCACCGAGAGGGUCAGCAAGAUCAGCCUGGUGGAUUUGGCAGGAAGUGAAAGGGCAGAUGCUGCUGGGACAAAGGGCACGAGGUUAAAGGAAGGAGCCAACAUCAACAAGUCCCUGACUACCCUGGGGAAGGUGAUCUCUGCAUUGGCUGAAAUGGGCAAGAGGAAGAAGUCUGACUUCAUUCCGUACCGGGACUCUGUGCUGACCUGGCUGCUGAAGGAGAAUCUGGGAGGCAACUCUCGAACGGCCAUGAUCGCCGCCCUCAGCCCCGCGGAUGUCAACUACGAGGAAACCCUCAGCACACUGAGGUACGCGGAUCGAGCCAAGCAGAUCAAGUGUAACGCGGUGGUGAAUGAGGAUCCCAAUGCCCGGCUGAUCCGCGAGCUGAAGGAGGAGGUGUCUCGCCUCAGGCAGCUGCUGAGUACCCAGGGGCUGGCGUUGGUCCAAGGUGAGGCUUGUUGGGGCAGUGACCCAGGAAACCCCAACAUCUAUUUUCCCUACUGACCGACAACCCCUCAGUCUGUGUCUACAGGGAUCACAUUCUACUCUCUGGCAACACAGCAGUACAGCACAACAUGGACAACUUGGCCCACAAUAUCGUCCCAUCUCAGAGCUAAUCUGUAUUAAGUGUUCUCUUCCUGGUAUCAUAUGUGUGUCUAAAAGGAUAGAACACCUUUAUCUCCCUAACCUGUUCCUCAAAACCUACCCUCACCCCACCUCUCCCCUACUCAUAUUGUGAGCAAUUUAUAUCAACUCUCAUUAGUUGAGAUCUGGUCCUACACACACACAGCACUAACAUG
Messenger RNA from Hypanus sabinus (Atlantic stingray), 1915 nucleotides. RefSeq names its product kinesin-like protein KIF1C. NCBI's taxonomy places the organism in Eukaryota, Metazoa, Chordata, Chondrichthyes, Myliobatiformes, Dasyatidae. Gene Ontology annotation, biological process: vesicle-mediated transport; microtubule-based movement; cytoskeleton-dependent intracellular transport. Gene Ontology annotation, molecular function: ATP binding; microtubule binding; plus-end-directed microtubule motor activity. The record is from RefSeq and is a predicted model, not a curated record. Gene Ontology annotation, cellular component: dendrite; microtubule; axon. The coding region runs from base 411 to 1619 and encodes 402 amino acids. The transcript has 12 exons.